Alternaria atra is the source of this 2673-nucleotide messenger RNA. RefSeq lists its product as uncharacterized. NCBI's taxonomy places the organism in Eukaryota, Fungi, Ascomycota, Dothideomycetes, Pleosporales, Pleosporaceae. Gene Ontology annotation, biological process: dephosphorylation. The transcript has 3 exons. The record is from RefSeq and is a predicted model, not a curated record. Gene Ontology annotation, molecular function: phosphatase activity. The coding region runs from base 1 to 2673 and encodes 890 amino acids.
AUGGAGCGGAUACGCGUGAGCAAGGUGGAGGAUGUCUACCUCCUCCGUAGAGGCACGCGCUUCGACGGUACACUGCAUCUUAUGCCCCACCAUCUCGUCUUCAGCUACCUACCAAGCCCGCCCGCCGACGCUCCUGCAGACGCGAAACCACCGCGACAGAAGGAAGUAUGGAUAACCUAUCCCAUGAUCAACUAUUGUUCCCUUAAAUCGUGUCCGCCUAUCCUGCGCCAGGAACCCUCGAUCCGUAUACGAUGUCGCGACUUUACCUUCUUCGCCUUCUUCUUCCCGAAUGACAAGAAGGCGCGGGACGUUUACGAUAGUAUACGGGCGCUCUCAUGCAAGAUAGGCAGACUAGACAAGCUACUAGCCUUCAGCUACCAGCCAAAACCACCGGAAGACCAACAGAAUGGUUGGGAAAUCUACGACGCGCGCCGCGAAUGGAAGCGACUGGGUAUCAGCCCCAAGGACACAGAGAAGGGCUGGCGGAUUUCAGAGGUCAAUGUAGAGUACAAGUAUGCGCCGACGUAUCCCGCCCUCCUUGUCGUUCCCACCAAUGUCUCGGACAGCGUUCUCAGAUACGCAGGCGAAUACCGCUCGCGACAGCGGAUACCAGCCCUCGUUUACCGCCAUCCUAUCAACAACUGCUCCAUAACGCGAAGCUCACAGCCCACACCGGGCUUGCGUGGGAAUCGAAAUCCUCAAGAUGAACGGCUCGUCGCAGCCAUCUGGGCAACUAACCGUGGGUGGAAACCUGCAAAUACCUCAUCCUCCUCAAACUCUGCAGAGCUUACUCCUGAUACAAGCGUUGUGAACUUGAACGAAUCCAGUGCCAAUAGCUCUUUUGUGGGUGCAGUGGAAGACAAUGCGAACGCUGGAAGGACUACCGUAGACGAUUUGACAGCGUCUUCGGAGACAGACCCCGAUGCGCCAAAAGUAUAUGGAGCCCAGCAGCGAAAUCUCAUUGUCGAUGCCAGGCCUACAGUAAAUGCGUAUGCGAUGCAAGCCGUUGGACUUGGCUCGGAGAAGAUGGACUACUAUCCAGGGGCGGAGAAAGCAUACCUCGGAAUUGACAACAUUCACGUCAUGCGGAAGUCGCUUGAUACAGUCAUUGAAGCCUUGAAAGAGUCAGAUCUAGUGCCUUUCCCUCCCAACCGGCAGCUUCUGGCAAAGAGCAAUUGGAUCAAGCACAUCGCCAACAUAUUGGACGGAACUGCGCUAAUAGCCCGAACCGUCGGCAUCAUGCACUCGCAUGUUCUCAUCCACUGUUCCGACGGCUGGGAUCGUACGAGCCAGCUAAGUGCACUCAGUCAGAUCCUGCUAGAUCCAUAUUAUCGGACAUUAGAAGGCUUCAUCGUCCUUGUCGAGAAAGAUUGGCUAUCUUUUGGACACAUGUUCCGACAUCGUUCAGGUUUCUUGAGCCACGAGAAGUGGUUCACUAUAGAAAAUGAAAAGAUCGAGCGCAAACACGAUGGGACCGGAGGUAGUAACCCCUUUGAGAAUGCUCUUCGUGGUGCGCGGGGUCUCUUCAACCGCCACAACGAAUCGAACGAGUCUCUCAACCAGCUUCCGGAGACCAACGUGCCAGAAAACAUCACAGAUGUUGCCGAUACUCCUUCAUCAAAGCCCGCCCAAAUCGGAGCUGCAGAGGAGCACCGUGUUACCAAGGUGAACGAGCUGUCACCCGUGUUCCAUCAAUUCCUCGAUUGCGUAUACCAAUUACAUUACCAGCAUCCAACCCGGUUCGAGUUCAGCGAGCGCUUCCUGAGGCGCUUACUCUACCAUCUCUAUUCCUGUCAGUACGGAACGUUCCUCUUCGACAACGAGAAGGAGCGUGUAGAUACCAGGGCCAAGGAGCGGACAAGAAGCGUAUGGGACUAUUUCCUUUGCCGCAAGCAAGAGUUUAUGAACCCAAAGUACGAACCAGAGAUUGACGACGCUAUCCGCGGUAAGGAGCGCAUGAUAUUCCCUCGGAAAGGCGAGGCGAGAUGGUGGGCUGAAUGUUUUGGUCGUACCGAUGAGGAGAUGAACGUCUUUGGUCCUCAAGCACCGCCAAAUCUCACACCCCAGACCAGCAACGCGAGCACUGGAAGGAGUGGCACGAGCACUCCGAUAGUCCAGGAGCCUAUUGUCACGGGUACAGAGACCGCGGACGGAGCGACUGGAGCAGGUACGACUGUCAACCUUGCCCCUGCACACGCCGUCGGCGAUCGCUCCCCAAGGGUCUCCAAUACGCCAAAACCUCUUGAUGCCGCAGCUGCGCUAGGACAGGAUCUAAGGCAAGGAGUCAUGGCGAGCUUCGAGAAGCUAGGUAUCACUGGCAACGCGAACAGGGCACCGAGUCCAGCUGCGGCAAGCAGUAGGCCAAGUGAAGACGUCGCAAGAGAAGUCGUGAAGACAAGCUCGGAUCUGAGCGCCGACAUAGACAUGGGGCGAGAUGCCCAUGAUGUUACUCAGAAGAUCACUGAAGAGAAGCUGGAAAAGCCGAUAGAAGACAACAACAACAUGAGUUCCAAUGCGAGUACGGAAAAGUCCUCGGAGCUUGCGCCGACUCAGGGCGCCGACUUGGGAUUGGGAGCGGACAUUGUGGAGAAGAAAGCAGAGAACAGGAGUAGAAGUCGGAAACCCACUCAGGCGGCGGAGGUAAAGAAGGAAGUUGAGACGGAGAUGCAAUAA